UGUAUGCAUUACGUCAUCUACUGAAAUAUAAAUAGGCAGGUCGCGAUCUCUCCUGGCAGUCGGUUAGUUAGGAUCAGACCUGACUACGUGUCUAGCUGUUAGAUUCAUUCUCACGAUCAGAGUUGACAGUUCUUGAGAUUGUGGUCGUAAACGGGAUUGUCUGGCUGUUUUGCACCUAACUAUCAAGACAAGAAGAGUGAACUAGUUUUCAAGUCUCUGUUGCAAGUGACAAGCAGUGAAUAGCUAUAUAGAAAGAAUCAGACAAGAUUAUGGAAAAAGCUGCGCAGUUUGCGGGAAUCCUCCUUAAAGGAGCAGCAUCUCCAGAAGCUCUUGUUGCAAAAUAUGCUGAAAAGUUUCUUGACGGUGCAAUAAAGCUGAACGAAUUUAUAGAUGAGGCAAGAAAUGCUUGGGCUGACUCUAAGGAGAUAGGCAAUUAUUCGUGGGAUGCUGUGCGCAGUGCCGUAGAAUGUGCGCUAGAUUUCAUCAAUGUAGUUAAACAGUUUGCCAGUUGGGGUCAUUCUGCUGACAGGAUUGAGAGGGUGAAGUCGGCACUGAAAGCUGGAGAUUUUAAAGCUAUCGAUUCCUUUAUGGAUACACUCGAUACACAUGUGGAACAAACAAACGAACGCUAUAAAUUGUUUCAAAAGAAUGCUGAUAAAGCAAUAGAAGAAACGUACAAUGCAGCGAAAGACGUGGAGAAGAAAGCCACCAAAGCCAAGAGCCGCAAAAGAAUUGUGCGGGGUGUAGGUGGGACUGCAUCUUCACUCUUACUAGCUGGCGGCAUUACCGGUACCGUCCUCACCGUGCUGUUUCCACCCGCAGGAAUACCUUUGCUUGUCGUAGCGGCUGUCGGUACAGGAAUAGCAGCUACAGGAGGAGUAGCAACUGCUGUUGGUACGGGCAUUGCAGCAGCAAACAUAAAAAAAACAGCAAAACAGAUGACAGAGUUGGCUCGGAUGCUGAAUGAUCUGUCAACGUCAGCCGGCUGUUUGCUUGAGAACGUGCAAGAAGCGAAGACUUGGUUACAUCAAUGUUUGAAUACAAUGGCUGUUACUCGCACGGCCUAUGAGCACGCCAAGAAGGGUUAUACCCCCGACACCAUAGAUGCAGUGGAACGUUUUAGAAUGGAAUCACAGACGUUACACAGUGCAGCCAGCGUUGCAGGUGACGUACUGACAAAGCUCAAACAAGAUCUGAAGUCACAUAUGCACUGCAGUCCUCGUGCAUCCAGCGACAAAAAAUAACAGAAGUCUUAUAUAGACUUUGUUUGCGGUUUGUUAUGGUCGGCUCUAGGCAGUUGUAUUUUGGGUACUUAAUUGUUGUGAGUAUGUGUUUGCGCGAAAGUGUCCGUCCUGUGUUUUUUCUUUAGUAUUUGUGUACACUUAUUGACUGACGACAACAACUUUUCUAGUCUCCGCUGGCUUGUGGUAGUAUAAUAGCAUGACUGAGUGCGAGUUGUGUACUGAUCAAGUGUAUUAGUUAAACUGUAUACAGUAGUCUACAUUGCUGAAAUUAUAAUGCAUA
Corticium candelabrum is the source of this 1524-nucleotide messenger RNA. RefSeq lists its product as uncharacterized. The record is from RefSeq and is a predicted model, not a curated record. Lineage: Eukaryota; Metazoa; Porifera; Homoscleromorpha; Homosclerophorida; Plakinidae. The transcript is spliced from 2 exons. Bases 270 to 1244 code for a protein of 324 amino acids.